CUAGUGAAAAUUGCCCCAUAUAGAAAAAGAGAAUGAAAAAUAAAGCAUAUAACAAGAAUAUCGUGACAAAAACCCAACGAGAACACUGAAAUGGCAAAAUCCAGUUCAUGAAAUCUCGGAAAUUGAAAUGCGAAUAAAUAAAUCUAUGCCAACGGAUAUGCAACUUGAAUAUAUAAUUGGAACGCGCGAGUUAAGAGACGUUAUGUCUCGUUGAAAUAAAAAUUUGCAAUUUUUCAAUUAACGUGCACUAUGUGCUUUAUUUGAACAGAAAAAGAGGAAGUGCUCGUGUUUACAAUGCUAUUUAUACAUUAUACAUUUUCCAUGUCUAAUUUCUAUAAAUGUAUAUCGAUUGUGCAAUUCGAUUAAAUUCAAUUUUUCAAAUUGAAAUUUCUAAAGAUGCAUAUCGAUUAAAGCAUAUCGAAAUAAUGAAAAUGCAUAUCGAAUUCGAUUAAAUUGAAUUUCUUAAAUUAAAAUUUAGACAACCACAGAAACAAGAAAUUGUUAUUGACAUUUUAAUUAGUGAAUUUGUCGUGUUAACUUUCCUCUUCCAAAAAACGAACUCCCGGUCGUUUCAUAUUUGUUUUGAACUUGACAUUACAUUUGUUAUCAACAUUCCAUGACCUUUUAAUUUUAUCUAUUAUAAAAAUAGUAGGCAAUGAAAAAGUGUUUGUCCAUUAAAUUUGAAUAGUUUUCAUUUGUAAAACAUGGGUUUGAUGAAAUUUUUAUUAUAACUUCUUGAAAUUCCAAUGAAUUUAAUUUCUCGGAUAACUGACAAUGAAGAGAAAAUCAAGAUCUCGGUGGCCAUACGUAAGUCUUUUAGUAUCAAAACAAAAAAAACAAUUGAAAUACAAUAAUUAAUUCGUUCGCAUACCUCUCAAGAGAUGGCGUUCGAUACUCCAUUCAAAUGAUAUCAAAAUGAUUCAAUGGAACAUGAUUUAGAGAGGUUUCGAAUGAAGAAUUUAUUCGAAUGAAGAAUUUAUUCAAAACGAGAGGAUCAUGUGAAUAUGAUGUGAUGAUUGUAUAUAAAUUGCUGUUUAGAUUUUCGAUCGAAUGAAUGAAAUUCACUCCAAUUUGUAUCAAAAUUUUCAAAGGUUUAACCGAAAUAUAGAUUUUGAAAUAUUCUGUUAGCAAACAGAGUGGAUAACUUCACACUGAUGCGACACAACCAUAAAUGUCAUUUUAUGGUAAAAAAAAAUUUAGAUGCAAAUAGUUUAUUUAAAAAAAAAAACUCUUUUCGAUCAAUUGGUGUUUCUUAAAUAUAAUGUCACGACGACGAAUUGUAUACAACUAUCCCUCAUCAGAAGAUUCUCUGUCCCCCGAAGAAAAACGAUUUAGAAGAGAUUGUUGGGAAAAUCGGAUGAAAAGGCUAGAAACUGGAGAUGAAUCUGACAGCAAAAUCAUCGUUGGAGACAAAACAAUACGUACUCACAAAGUGUAUUUAACCGAUUUCCCAUAUUUCAAGCAAAAAUUUGGUAGCCAGAAAAAAUUUCGAGAAGACGAGUGUGAUCAAAUCAAUAUUUCGGAAUAUGAAUAUGCAAUUGUUUAUGAAAUGGUUAAAUACAUGUACUCAUUGAAAGUGAAUAUUUCGACCGAAAAUGUCGAGGAUUUGCUCAAAAUAUCAGAUGAGUACCACGUCGAUGGUCUUUUCAAAAAAGCACAGAAAUUUAUGGUGGAUCGUAUAGAAACUGGUAACGUCAUCGAUUGCCUGAUUUUGACUGAACACAUCACGAACGCAAAGCUAUUGAAGUCCGCAUCAAUUGAUUACAUAUUGAAUCAUUAUUUCGAACUAGACGGGAACGAAUCAUGGGAAAAUUUGUCUUCGGAUCUUUCAAAACAAAUCUUGCGUCAUGAAAAGCUAAACCAACGCAUUCCUGAUAUAAAUGCCGAAAAUGCUGAUCAAUUAUUGGCCAUGGCAGAAAAGUGCCACGUAAAAAAGUUGACCGAGGCUGUUAAGAAAUUUAAGAACCAAGUCUGAUGGAAUAUGGAUGGAAUCAAUUUGAACUUAAUAUAAAUUCGUCGCUUAACACAACUGCAAAAGGGAACAGUACAAUUGAUAAUACCAACAGAAAUACUACUGCAACACCGUGGAUAAAUCUUGAAGACGCUGCCGAAGGAAAUCAUACGGGAAAAUAUUCUCAACAUUACCAUCAAUCAAAUUCAAUCCCAUUGUAGAUAUCAUCGAUACAAUUCAACCGUUGAUGUUAAAACCAAAAUAGUUCUUCGUUUUAAAAUGUUCAAUGCAAAUUUUUUGUUGAGUUUACUCGAUUCGGUUCCAAUAAAAAUGAUUUAGUUCUGAGCUUUCAAGUUCA
Sitodiplosis mosellana (orange wheat blossom midge) is the source of this 2309-nucleotide messenger RNA. RefSeq names its product kelch-like protein 41. Gene Ontology annotation, molecular function: ubiquitin protein ligase binding. Gene Ontology annotation, cellular component: cytoplasm. The transcript has 4 exons. NCBI's taxonomy places the organism in Eukaryota, Metazoa, Arthropoda, Insecta, Diptera, Cecidomyiidae. The record is from RefSeq and is a predicted model, not a curated record. Bases 1262 to 1975 code for a protein of 237 amino acids. Gene Ontology annotation, biological process: proteasome-mediated ubiquitin-dependent protein catabolic process; regulation of proteolysis.